AUGACAGUGGACCAUGAAAUGUAUUUUGUAGAAUGUGUUGACUUUGCCAAAUCCUUCAUCCAACUGUAUCUCAAAGAGGAUGAUGUAUUAUUCAAAGUGCUCUUGCAUUUGCUUCGUGUACCUUGCUGUGCAGAACAGGAUGAAAGGGAAAAGGUUGCAUUGGAGGAUUCGAAUGGCAGUUUACUUUUCCGUGUCUCAGAUCUUUUCAGUUGUUGA
Prunus armeniaca (apricot) is the source of this 216-nucleotide messenger RNA. The record is from the annotation of a GenBank genome assembly. Lineage: Eukaryota; Viridiplantae; Streptophyta; Magnoliopsida; Rosales; Rosaceae.